Radiomyces spectabilis is the source of this 1250-nucleotide messenger RNA. RefSeq names its product S-adenosyl-L-methionine-dependent methyltransferase. The transcript is spliced from 6 exons. Gene Ontology annotation, molecular function: methyltransferase activity. The record is from RefSeq and is a predicted model, not a curated record. NCBI's taxonomy places the organism in Eukaryota, Fungi, Mucoromycota, Mucoromycetes, Mucorales, Radiomycetaceae. The coding region runs from base 154 to 1176 and encodes 340 amino acids.
UCAGGCACAGCCGUCCUGCUGCAGAAAUUUCUGCUGAAAUUUUUCCCAUCCCUCACUCUGUUCACCCAUUGGAAAACCACUACUUAUUUUCAAUGGGAAGUCAACCCAUCUAUCUACAAAAUUGUUGCAAAGCAUUGUUGCCUAUACUGCAUGAUGGCACUGCUCACAGUUUUGGAUCAUCCGCAUGUUUUCCGGAGUGUGCAAAAAAGACCUGGUACCGGUACAACCGUCACAUUGUUCCGACACCUGAUCGAAACUCUAUCGACCGAAUAUUAUGACAAGAUAGCGGCGGAUGUGUGGACAAUGUCACCGCCUUGCCAACCAUAUACGCGAAUCGGAUUGAAGCAAGGCAGUCAAGACGGUCGAGCAAAAAGUUUUCUUCACUUACUAGAAGUACUGGGUGAAAUGGAGCAUAAACCUAAGUACAUUUUGCUGGAGAAUGUGAAAGGUUUCGAGGAAUCGGAUUCGCGCGAUAUGCUGGCAGAAAAACUGAAAGAGUGCAACUAUGCUUUUCAGGAAUUUUUACUCACGCCAUUACAAUUGGGGAUUCCCAAUUCGCGUAUGCGAUAUUACAUGUUGGCCAAAUUAAGGCCACUGAAAUUUGCUAGUUCGCCAACAGAUACGAUCAUCAACUAUAUACCACUAUCCGAUAAGAUGUCCGAAGCAUUUGUAGAUUUUCGUUUGACAACCGCUAAUAUAGAAAAGGAACUGGCCGACAAGAUUGCCUCUUCGAUAGAACCUGUCUCCAACUAUCUGGUGAAAGUGGAUAAUCUCGAUCAAUUUCUGGUCCCAGAUAAAGUGCUCAGUAAAAACGGCCAUGUAUUUGACAUCAUCAAACCCAACAGCCGACGUAGCUGUUGCUUUACAAAAGGUUACUAUCACUACGCCCAAGGCACAGGAUCUAUUCUGCAAAUGAACGAAAAAGCAGAUACUUCUUCGACAUUUGAACAAGCAAUAGAAGCCCGGGAUAGCAAAGAUACGAAGAAACAACUGUCACUGCUGCAUUCAUUGAAGUUGCGCUAUUUCACUCCUCGAGAGGUCGCUAAUUUAAUGGGAUUCCCUUCUCACUUUGAAUUUCCCAGCACCAGCUCUGUAAAACAACAAUAUCGAACACUUGGGAACAGCAUCAAUGUGCGAUUAGUAGCAGAGUUAAUGAAGUAUUUGCUGAAAGAAUAAAAAAACAUUUCUAUUUGGCUGCCCACCUUGGACACGGAAAAGAUCCGCGACGCAAUAAACUCCGCUUCUUGAAC